UCUCGACCUCUUCGGCUCAGCUGUAGCUGCGGGUCCCAGAGCUCGUGGGACAGGGGUGAGGCAAGGCCGGGUGAAUCUUGUUGAUGUUGCAACCUGCUCCUUCUCAGGUCUUCACCUUGCGGAAUUCUUUAGCGAAGUGCUUCGGGAAAAGGCUUGUUACACCCGAAUCCCGGCGACUCCUUGGCGGAUUUCCUGGGGAACUGACUUCUGUGCAACAUCCCAGCUGGAGGGAAGAUGAUUAUUCAGAGAGUGGUGUUGAAUUCACGCCCUGGCAUCUGUGGCGUGCCAGUCGCAAAAAACUUCCACAUGGAGGAAGCCACCCUACCAGAUAAAAUGUCAGAUGGUCAAGUAAAAGUUCGUACACUUUAUCUAUCUGUGGAUCCCUACAUGCGUUGUCGUAUGAAUGAGGACUGUGGAUCUUCUGAUUACAUUCAACCAUGGAAGUUGUCUGAAGUUGCCAGUGGUGGAGGAAUUGGUGUUGUGGAAGAAAGCAAAGAUGCCUGCUUUUCCUUUGGAGAUUUUGUAACUUCCUUUAACUGGCCCUGGCAGACUAAGGCCAUUUUAGAUGGAAAGCAGCUUGAAAAGAUUAAUCCGCAGCUCGUGGAUGGGCAUCUUUCCUACUUUCUGGGUGCUGCUGGCUUGACCGGGCUGACUGCUUUGAUAGGAAUAAGAGAGAAAGGACAUGUGACUCGGGGUGCUAACCAAACCAUGGUUGUCAGUGGAGCUGCUGGUGCCUGUGGCUCAUUGGCUGGGCAGAUAGGUUUUCUGGAGGGCUGUUCCAGAGUGAUUGGAAUUUGUGGAACCAAUGAAAAAUGCUUGACUUUGGUCUCGGAAAUGGGUUUUGAUGCUGCUAUCAACUAUAAGGAAGAGAACGUAUUACAACGGCUGCGUGUGCUGUGCCCAGAUGGAGUGGAUGUGUACUUUGAUAAUGUUGGUGGAGACAUCAGUGAUGCAGUGAUAGCUCACAUGAAUCCAAAUAGCCACAUCAUUUUAUGUGGGCAGAUCUCCCAGUACAACAAAGAUGUGCCUUAUCCUCCUCCACUCCCUCCUGCAACAGAGGAAAUAAGGAAAGCACGGAACAUCACUAGGGAAAGAUUUCUAGUUCUGAACUACAUGGACAAAUGUCCAGCUUGUACUGCCCAGCUUUGCCAGUGGAUCAAAGAGGGAAAACUGAAGGUUAGAGAGACUGUUGUGAAUGGCUUAGAAAACACUGGAGACGCUUUCGUGUCCAUGAUGAGUGGAGGCAACAUCGGAAAACAGAUUGUACAUGUUUCUGACUAAGUUGAAUAUCUUUACUGUUACAUAGAAAAAGCAACUACUUGCAGAAGUCAGGUAUUGUCUUGUUUUGCUAAAGAUACUAUUUGCAAUAACAAGAUCGGAUAGAAAUCAUUUUUAAAAAAUAAAUUCAAAAAUAAAAAUUUUAAAAUUUAAAUCCAUUUUUUAAAUUUAUACCAGAUUUUUAAAAUUUUAAUUUUUAAAUAAAAUGCUUUUUUGAGGAAAUAAUUUCCUAAAGAUAGUUUUCUACUAAGAUAAUUAUAGUCCAAAGAUUAUUCAUUAUGAAAUAAGGAUUAGCUUUAAAUUAUGUAUCAUAUUCAUGGAAUGUUUAAAUUUUUUUGUAAAUGAAUUCCAUUAGUCCAUUAACAUCAUCAUGCUCUUCCAGAGGUUUCUUUAAGAUUAUUUUGGGCAGUUUUUCUGUCUAGAAGGUAUUAACACAGAUGCUUGGUUUUGCACUUCUCAAAACUAUGAAUUUGUAUCUCUUCUGCCUAGCAAAAGGGUUAUAAAAUAAACAUACACCAUUGAGAAAAA
Sphaerodactylus townsendi is the source of this 1806-nucleotide messenger RNA. RefSeq names its product prostaglandin reductase 2-like. The record is from RefSeq and is a predicted model, not a curated record. Gene Ontology annotation, molecular function: 15-oxoprostaglandin 13-reductase [NAD(P)+] activity. Gene Ontology annotation, biological process: prostaglandin metabolic process. Lineage: Eukaryota; Metazoa; Chordata; Lepidosauria; Squamata; Sphaerodactylidae. The coding region runs from base 235 to 1281 and encodes 348 amino acids. The transcript is spliced from 10 exons.